GCUGCUGCUGGAAGGUUUUGCUUCCGCCUUGUUUUCUUGGUGCCUGUUAGUGGCUGAGAGGGAGACCCGGGAGGAGGCUGGGGUUGGCUUGAAUCCACUUUUCUCCCCAGUGGACCCAAAGUGGCUUAUAUCAUUGGCCUGUCCUCCACAGAAUUAUCACAAGAACCCUGUGAGCAUCUGACACUCCGAGGUGCUGUCCUUUUGUAUGUGGAAGUCCUGUUUAGCUGUUACAAGCUGGGGUUCGUGUCCUGAGGAAUCACAGAGAGGAAGCGGUAACUACUUCAACAUUUCUGUCUCAGUAGGGAUCCAAAGUGGCUUACAACAUUCUCCCUGCAUCCAUUUUAUCCUUGUAACAGCCCUGUGAAGAUGAGCCAUCAGUGAGGUCACAGAUGACACGUCUGUGCGUGAGCCCCCAAGGACUCCCCCAAUCUGUCCGAGGAUGAGCAAGCCGUGGGGCUUGCCGAAUGGUGACCUGGAGCAGAGCCUUCCCGCCAUUGCUUCCUCACUCUCACACAGCCAGGGCUUCUCUCCGCACCACUACUUUUCUCCCGAAAGGAGAAGAAUCAUUUCUGAUGUUCGGAGGACCUUUUGCCUCUUUGUGACCUUCGACCUCCUUUUCAUCUCACUCCUCUGGAUAAUUGAGCUGAACACCUCCAAUGGUAUCCAGUAUAAUUUGAAAGAAGAAAUUGUCAACUACAACUUUAAAUCAUCUUUUUUUGAUAUAUUUCUCUUGGCUGGUUUCCGGUUCUCAUUGCUGCUUCUGGGAUAUGCUGUUCUAAGGCUACGGCACUGGUGGAUUAUUGCGAUCUCCACUUUGGUGUCCAGUGCCUUCCUGAUAGUGAAAGUUAUCCUCUCAGAUCUCCUGGCCAAAGGUGCCUUCGGUUAUCUCUUGCCCAUCGUCUCCUUUGUCCUUGCCUGGCUGGAAACAUGGUUUCUGGAUUUCAAAGUGUUACCUCAGGAGGCCGAGGAAGAGCAAUGGUACUUGGCGGCUCAGGCUGCAGUGGCCCGUGGACCCCCUCUCUAUUCAGGAGCGCUCUCCGACGGCCAGUUUUAUUCCCCUCCAGAAUCUGUUGCAGGGUCAGAUGAGUCAGACGAUGAGCUACUGGGAAAGAGGGAACUAACCAAUGAAGAGAGGGAAUAUGUUGGGCAAGGCAAGAUGGCCAUGGAAGCAAUGGAUCAGAUCCUAGCUCAAGAAGAAAACUGGACCUUUGAGAGAUGCAGUGACUUUGGAGACACCAUUCACACCCUUGAAAUGCCAUUCUAUGGCAAGGUUUUCAUUCUCAAGGCUGUUCUACAGUGUCCUGCUGAGAUAGUCUACCAGGAGAUGAUUCUCCAGCCUGAGAAGAUGGUCCUAUGGAAUAAAACCUUGUUAACAUGCCAGAUCUUGCAACGAGUUGACGACAACACGACAAUAUCCUACGACGUGGCUGCGGGUGCCGCUGGCGGUGUGGUUUCCCCCAGGGACUUUGUUAAUGUGCGUCGGAUUGAGAGAAGGAGAGACCGCUACAUUUCAGCAGGGAUGGCAACGGUUCACAGCUCGCGCCCACCAACUUCCAAAUAUGUCAGGGCGGAGAAUGGGCCAGGGGGCUUUGUUGCCUUGAAAUGCCCCACGAAUCCAAACCUCUGCACCUUGAUAUGGGUACUCAAUGCAGACCUCAAGGGUCGGCUUCCCCGAUACCUCAUCAACCAAAGCUUAGGUGCCACCAUGACAGAGUUUAUGUUCCACUUGCGCAAACGGGUUACGGAGGUCACAGCACGGUCUUAAGUUCUGGGCAUUCUUUGCUCUGUUGUUGCCUUUGGAGGGUGCUCAGCCCAGCAAGUUCUGAAGAAUUGGAGUCCAUUUUCUUCCUACUGGAGUGGAGCAAUCCUGUCUAUCUGCUGGCUUUCAGCAAUGGGCAAAGAGCCUCCUGCAGCAUUUUCAGAAUAAGCGCCAGAGAAGUUGAUCAAAUGGCAAAGUGGAAGCAAGACUACAUAAGGUCUCAACUGGAGCAAAUUGGAGAGAAGCACCACAGUGUCUUCCUCAGAUGAUCAAAGUUAACAUUGCUACUGGAAUCUGAGCCACUUUGGGUUUAAUGAUGUGCCAAAUCCCUUCACAAUCACGCUUCCAGAAUCUAAGUGCUUUACCUGUAUAACUUUUUGUGGACAUAAUCGUCUUGAUUUCUGUUGGCUGUGUGCCCAGAAACUUAUCCAGAUGCCUUUCAUAGGAGAGUUGGACAGCCUGGCAGAUCCAGCUUGGGGAGAAGGGGUAGCAGUUGAAGCUGGACACUUUUCCAUCCUGCUCUGAAGUCCAAGAGCCUAGCACUGCCUUCCCUCGUCAAGCGCUGUGUACAUUUGGAGAGGUGACUGUCCAGGUUUCUGGGUGCAAGUUGCUUGUUGCAUCCUUGUGACAAGGAGCUGGUUAUCCUGCCAUCUGUUGAGUAUGCAGACCUUGAGAGGUGGCGCUAAGCGAACCCUUCUACUAAUCAUGUCUUUGCCUCAGUUCCUUCUUGCCUGGCUUUAAUUGAGAGCAGCAAACCCCACCUCUCCAAGUACAAACUGACCCAUUCUACAGUGGCUGGCAACUUUUGGGUUUGUUUUUUGGUCUUCCACUCCAUUCUGAUCCUUGAGACCCACAGUCUGUUUAUAUCCCCCCAAAAGCUCAGAGUGGUGGUAGAGGAACCUGAUGCUUUGCAAAGUAAUAGCAGAGAGAGGGGGGGGGGCACCUUGGACUCAUCUGCUUGGUACUGUCUCGUCUCAGAAAACCUUGGUUCUGUCUUCCCUACCUCUGUUCCAUCUAGCACGAGCUGUUAGCUGAAGGAAUAGAUGGAGAUUGCUCAGGCCUGUUAUCAAAAAGAAGACUAGUUUCCUCCCGUCACCCUAUGAAACUUGCCUUUCUGUGUGUUAACGCAUCUGAUUUUAAAAGAAUAAUAAUAAUAAUUGGACAUUCCCCCCCCCCAAGCUGUGAACAUAAUUACUUUGUUAACCCAGAGACCUGAAUUUUGAGGUAAAUAUAAUAGAAAGGGGGUUGCAACCCACUUACUUGCAGCUGGCUGGAAUGGAAUUAACAUUUCAAAUACUAUAAAGGGAUCAGGUUUGUUAUGGGGGCUGCUAGAGAUAAUGACAAUGGAAAUGAAACGUACUUUUCAGUUAAAUGUGAUAUGCUGACUAUGUGACAUAAAAACCUGAUUUCCUAGGUUGACAUGUGGGCAAAUGCAAUGUUUAGGUGCGUGCCAAGGGCUGGCCUGGGCUCCCAGCGGCAGAAGGCUCCUGUGGCUCUAGAACCCCUUGCAGCUGAAAAUGUUUCCAUGUGCUUUUCCCCUGGAGAUGGUAGAAACCACGGCUAGGGCAUUCCUCUUUUCAGUCUCCCAAGUGAUCUAAGAGCACUCCUACCCCUAUGAGCAGCCUUUCCCCAAGGCAGAAGCCACUCUACUAAGCCUGGGCUUUGGGAAUGGAACUUCACAGGCAUCCGUACCCAGUUCUUGUCAAGCUAGGCACACAAAGCAUUUUCUUUAAACUCUGCAGCCUUCCAUGAUUCUCCCCUGGGGAAGUGAGAAUGUUUUAGAAGCAGCAGUAGGGGUUUAGAAGAGUUAUAAAGGUUGCUGCGUUAAGGUAGUUGCUUCUGUUCUCCAGUAUGGGGUAGCUCCCUAUCGGUGGGAAAUGGCUUCCAAAGACCCUAAACGAAGCGGAACCUAAAAUGGAUUUUGAAUCUCAUGGUAGACCAGGGACCCAUAGUGAUUGUUCACUGGAGGCAUUUUAAGGCCAGUUGGAGGGAGGAGAGCUGGACUGGAUAUUCAACACUGGUGGGCGUGAGCCAUUUGGAUACAUGUCUUAGUCCAGAGCUGGGCAGCUUGCAUGUCUGCCAAGCAUCAAGGCUGAGCCUUGUUUUCAACUAUCAUCAUCACUAGCUCUAUCUGCUGCUUUUCCUUUUUAGGAAGCUCCCCCCCCCCUCCUUAUUUAUUGCAUCUUGUGUGUUGGGGCAGAGCUUUGAACAAGCCCCGCCCUUUCCCCUGAUGUCUUUUAGCACAGAGGGCAGGGCUUGCAGGAAGCACUGCACUGGAAGUUCUACAUUGCAGUUCUACAUUGCAGGCAUGAUGGAUCUCUAGGGAUACAAAGAUCAGGGGAAACGGGCUCACCUUCCUAAAAUGAUGUUUGCUGUGAGUCUGGUAAUAUUUGUAAUCUAUGCUGGGGAGAUUGACAGGAAGUCACCCUUUUCCUGGGCAAAAGUAGCAUUUUUUAAAGAGAAAUUGCUAUUGCUCUCAUUUUAAGCUCCUUGUAAGCUCCUGCCUCAUGUGGACAGUGAAAAGGGGCUUGCAAACUUAGUGGAUCUAAGAACUAUUUUGUUGACCUGUGCAGUGAGGGGUGCACUUCCACCCAGUCAUCUUGAACUUGAAUAACACACUUGCCUUCUGCCUUGAAUCUUUGUAACUUAAAACCAAUAAAAACAAGUCAGAAAAAUA
This is a messenger RNA of Eublepharis macularius, 4436 nucleotides long. It is a transcript of the gene STARD3, whose product is annotated as StAR related lipid transfer domain containing 3. Gene Ontology annotation, molecular function: lipid binding. Lineage: Eukaryota; Metazoa; Chordata; Lepidosauria; Squamata; Eublepharidae. The transcript is spliced from 18 exons. The record is from RefSeq and is a predicted model, not a curated record. The coding region runs from base 440 to 1765 and encodes 441 amino acids.